GAAAAAUCAUAUCAAAUAUGUCUCACAGAUUUAUCCUCUAUAUCAAAGAACUGACCGGGAAAACUCAUGAAGUCCAGAUGACUUAUGAAACCUCAGUUGAAGAUGUCAAAUUUAUAAUGCAAGAUUUAGAAGGAUAUGCACCGGAAGAUCAGAGGAUUAUAUUUGCAGGAAAGCAGCUUGAGGAGCAUAGAUUGCUUGUGGAUUACAGUGUUAGUAAGAACAGCACCCUACAUUUGGUACUAAGAACUUAGAGAUAUGUGUAGAG
Messenger RNA from Moneuplotes crassus, 265 nucleotides. The record is from the annotation of a GenBank genome assembly. NCBI's taxonomy places the organism in Eukaryota, Ciliophora, Spirotrichea, Euplotida, Euplotidae.